AGACUAUGUUCAGUGCAUUCUCAUCUUCAUUCGACCCCUUGGAUUAUCAUUUCAUAUGGCAUCAGCGUUCAAUUUUGGAGGCUGUUGAAGCUUUCAGUUCAAAUGACCUUCACUUGCUAGAUUUAAGUUUUGUUUAUCAAUUGCUUUGUCUUGGGAGGUGCCAUUGGGCUAUCUAUGUCAUUCUGCACAUGUUGUAUCUUGACGAUGCCCCAUACAUUCAUGAGAAAUUAAUCAGGGAAGUUUUAUCACAGUAUUGCGAGUCAUGGAGUAGAGAUGAUGCUCAAAGGCAGUACAUUGUAGAACUUGGUAUACCAGAAGAAUGGAUGCAUGAAGCUCUGGCUCUUUAUCACGAAUACUAUGGAGAUAAACAGGGCGCACUGGAGAAUUUGAUUCAGUGUGACAAUGGAAGAAAGCUCAUAUUAUUUUCGUGACUUCUGUUGCUCAUUCUAUGUUUCUGUCAUCUAACCAUCAGGAGGUCUGGAGGAUCACAAGUGCCUUGGAGAACCACAAGUAUGAAAUUGCUGACUGGGACCUUGGUGCCGGAAUAUACGUAGACUUCUACGUUUUGAAGAACUCAAUGCAAGAAAGAAAUGCCAUGGAUGAUUCGGGUUCACUCGAGGAGAUGAGUAAAUCAUGCAGAAGUUUCUUUGGCCGAUUAAACGAGUCGUUGUUAGUCUGGGGAAGCAAAUUACCUGUUGAGUCAAGUGUCAUGUUUGACAGGGCAUGCUACUCGAAGAUGGCAGAGGAGCUAUGUGCGCUUCUGGUGGACACCCCAAGCGAGACGCUGAACCUACCCAUGGGGUGUCUUCUAACGAUGCUCAACGCUCCAGUUCCGGACGAGAGCAGGUCGUCGUACCUGCAGGACGCACUCUCCGUCUUCACCGAAAUCCUUUGCAGCGAUCCGUAGCACAAGGGUCCACGGUGUUGCCGUAAUCUGGGUGAAGGGAAGUGAAGCCUACAGGCAACACGCCGAAGAGUUUGUACGUCUCAUGUUUGGUACUUGUAGAAAAAUUAGGAAUGUAUAAC
Molecule: messenger RNA, 1026 nt
Organism: Zea mays
Lineage: Eukaryota; Viridiplantae; Streptophyta; Magnoliopsida; Poales; Poaceae
Product: nuclear pore complex protein NUP96
Exons: 5
Coding region: 449-907 (152 amino acids)
Source: RefSeq, a predicted model, not a curated record